AUGUGGCUCUUUGACACCUUCCUGAAGGCCAAGGAGCGUCUGGUAUUCAGACCCACCUUUCCCCGCUUUGCCGACCUCCCCAACCUUGCCCCUCAUCUACCCAAUGAUUUCCAGUAUAGACUGCAGAACAGGAGCACGUUCCUUGUCAAGCUGCCGCUUGACCACCCCAUUGCCUUUGGAUCCAUUUCCGACAAUCAUCUGCCGUUCUUGCUGCAAGGUGUCAUCCAUCCCCCAGUUGCACCCUUCCCGCAGGUCUGGGAAACCAACCACAACAACAGCUCCGCUCUUGACAUCCAGACAAUCCUUGAAUGGAGCCUGAUCUCCCAGGUGGCUGUAGUCCAAUACCUUGACCUCGAGACCUUCCUCAACGGCUAUUGA
Molecule: messenger RNA, 378 nt
Organism: Puccinia triticina
Lineage: Eukaryota; Fungi; Basidiomycota; Pucciniomycetes; Pucciniales; Pucciniaceae
Exons: 2
Coding region: 1-378 (125 amino acids)
Source: RefSeq, a predicted model, not a curated record